This is a messenger RNA of Penicillium paradoxum, 915 nucleotides long. Its product is annotated as SDR family NAD(P)-dependent oxidoreductase. Gene Ontology annotation, molecular function: oxidoreductase activity. The transcript is spliced from 2 exons. Bases 1 to 915 code for a protein of 304 amino acids. NCBI's taxonomy places the organism in Eukaryota, Fungi, Ascomycota, Eurotiomycetes, Eurotiales, Aspergillaceae. The record is from RefSeq and is a predicted model, not a curated record.
AUGGCCCAUCUCCAAGCCUCAAAUCUAUUCUCAGUCAAGGACCGGGUGGUCGUGAUCACCGGCGGCGGAAGUGGCCUCGGACGCAUCAUGACCAAAGCCCUCGACGCCAAUGAAGUUUCUAAAAUUUUCAUUCUCGGCCGCCGCGAGGACGCCCUCCAAGAAACCGCCUCGCAAGCCAUCAACGGCACCGUAAUCCCCAUCCAAUGCGAUAUCACCUCAAAAGAAUCCCUCGAAGCGGCAUACAAGGCUGUCGCGGGUCAGACAACCCACGUCGACCUGCUCAUCGCUAACAGCGGCAUCAUGGGGCCACCCAUGAAGCUCCCGCAGCCCGCCGAAGACGGGUCCAUGCCAUCGCUGUCCGAGGUACGGGAAGAGCUGUUCAACAUCCCCAUGGAGGAAUUCAAUAACGUGAUGAACGUUAAUGUCACGGGGUCAUACUACACGGUGCUAGCAUUCCUGCCUCUGCUCGAAGCGGCGAACAAGAGACGUCCUGCGGCGCAGGAGAAUGUCCUCGCGGCUCCGACUGCGCAGGUGAUCAUUACCAGCUCGGUUGCGGGUUAUAUUCGCAAGGUGCCGUUUAGUUUUGCGUAUAACUCCUCCAAGGCGGCUACGACGCAUUUGGUGAAGAUGCUUUCUACUGCGUUUGCUCAUUAUAGUAUUCGGGUUAAUGGCCUCGCGCCUGGUCUGUACUAUUCUGAUAUGGCGAAUCAUAUCUUCCAGGGCGCUGGCAUUCAUGGUCGGGCGAUCUCUGAUGGCUCGUUCCCCAAUGAGAUGAUUCCUGCUACUCGGGGUGGUGGUGAGGAGGAUAUCGCCGGGUUGAUUGUUUGGCUGGCGAGUAACUCGGGGGGUUACAUCAAUGGUAAUAUUUUGGUUACUGAUGGGGGCCGGAUUUCUGUACUUCCUGCUGUCUAUUGA